Messenger RNA from Trichogramma pretiosum, 368 nucleotides. RefSeq names its product cytochrome c oxidase assembly factor 4 homolog, mitochondrial. Lineage: Eukaryota; Metazoa; Arthropoda; Insecta; Hymenoptera; Trichogrammatidae. The coding region runs from base 134 to 346 and encodes 70 amino acids. Gene Ontology annotation, cellular component: mitochondrial intermembrane space. Gene Ontology annotation, biological process: mitochondrial respiratory chain complex IV assembly. The transcript has 2 exons. The record is from RefSeq and is a predicted model, not a curated record.
UCGUCGGUCGUCGUGCUGUGCGUCUUCUGCUCUUUCCACGUGAGGGGGAGGUUUCAUAACAGAUCAUAAUUUGAAAAGAAAGUACAGAAUCAUUAUUAAUAACAUCGAACGAUGUAAAUAAUUUUCAGGAAUUAUGUCUGAUGCUCAAGAGAAAAAAGAAAAAGAGCUAGAACCAAUUGAUAAAGUAGAGUUGAUGCUAAAAAAGACCGGCUGUAUUGAUCUACAUCACGCAGUACAGGAAUGCUUUUUUGAAACCCACGAUUGGAGACAGUGCCAAGAUCAAAUUAAGAAAUUUAAGGAUUGUAUGAAUGUGUACAGAGAAUCACAAGAGAAAAAGUAUUCUUGAUUAAUAUUUGUUAAUAGUGUGC